Messenger RNA from Mangifera indica (mango), 642 nucleotides. Its product is annotated as multifunctional methyltransferase subunit TRM112 homolog A. The record is from RefSeq and is a predicted model, not a curated record. The transcript has a single exon. The coding region runs from base 116 to 487 and encodes 123 amino acids. Gene Ontology annotation, biological process: tRNA methylation; rRNA (guanine-N7)-methylation; peptidyl-glutamine methylation. Lineage: Eukaryota; Viridiplantae; Streptophyta; Magnoliopsida; Sapindales; Anacardiaceae. Gene Ontology annotation, molecular function: protein heterodimerization activity.
CUCAAGGCUCUAGAAACCAAUUAAACUAGCAGAGGAAAAUACGGCAGCACGACGACGCCGCCGCCCUGAAACCGGCUUUCCACUGAGCAGUCUUUGCGCAGAGUGAGAGAAAAAGAUGAGGCUAUUAACUCACAACAUGCUAUCAUCAAAUAUCAGAGGAGUGACAAACGGCAUCCCUCUCCGCAUCGAAGCGGAGAAAGUCAUAGAGAAGCAGGUCGGUUUCAACCCUGAUUUUCUCAAGAACAUGUUCUCAAAGAUCGAGUGGAAGGCCCUCGUUGAUGCGUCCCGAUCGUUGGGUUAUUCCGAGCUGCCCGAGGAGGCACCAGAAUCGUCAUCGGUUGAGUCGGAGGAGUUCUUGAGGAAAUUUCACCAUGCCCUAUUGGAAUUGCAUCUGGAUGAAGGUGCUCUGGUUUGCCCUGAGACGGGCAGAAAGUUUCCAGUUAACAAGGGCAUACCUAAUAUGUUGCUCCAUGAAGAUGAGGUCUGAUUUUGUUUAGGUUUUCCUUUGUGAAGGCGAUGGUUAGGGUUUGUGCUAUGCUCUUUUGAUGAACAAAUUACAUUGUUGAUGAGGUUUUUAUUUACCGUAUCUAAUCAGCGUUUCUGCUAAGAAGAUAAAUGAAAUAUUAGGGUUUUUAAAUUUAA